AAGCGACUGUCGUGACGUCAUUCGUGCGACCGGUAGACAUCUUGCUUGUGCUACGACAGAGCCAUGGGUUCCUCUAAGAAACAUAAGGAAAAAGAGCGUAACCGGGAUAUACUGGCAGCAGCUGGAGGCGCAGAAGAACGUCACCGGGAGCACAAAAAACAUAAGCACAAAGAUAAGGAUAAGGAACGGGAGAGGCGCAAGAGGUCCCGGGAGAGAACGCGAGAUCGGCCCCGUGAGCGUCGGUCCAGGGCCUUAGAAGACACAGAUCACCACAAAGUCAAGAGGGAGAAGUCGGACGCAUCAAAUGAACAGUCUAUUGCACCUAAAUCUGCUGCUGGAGAUUCAUCACUGAGCAUAGAAGAGACCAAUAAACUUCGUGCUAAGCUUGGGUUAAAACCUCUGGAGCUGAAUACAUUAAAAACAGAGAGCGGCAGUAAAGAGGAUCCGGUGGCUGCGGCAGUCAUUAACCCCCUUGUCCUACGACAGCAACAAGAGCUGAGAGAGAAGUUAGCAGCUGCUAAAGAGAAGCGCCUGCUGAACCAGAAGUUAGGUAAGAUCAAAUCUCUGGGAGAUGAUGAGUUAUGGCUGGACGACACAGCAGCUUGGAUCGAGCGAAGUCGAAAGCUUCAGGCUGAAAAAGACAUGGCUGAAAAAAGGGCUAAACUUCUGGCUGAGAUGGAUGAAGAAUUUGGGGUGUCAAAUCUGGUGAACGAGGAGUUUGGGCAGAAGAAGCAAUACAGUUCCCGGGAUCUGCAAGGUCUAACGGUGGAGCACAAGAUCGAAUCCUUCACUGAGGGCCAGACCGUCAUCCUGACGCUUAAAGACAAAGGUGUUCUGGAUGAAGAUGCCAGAGAUUUCCUUAUCAAUGUAAAUAUGUUGGACAGAGAAAAGGCUGAGAAAAAUGUAGAACUAAGGAAAAAAAAACCUGAUUACAAACCGUAUGCAGAGGAAGAGAAUGUGGAAGACAUGGCUGUUUUGCGACACAAAUCUGUCCUUUCCAAAUAUGAUGAGGAGAUAGACGGCGAAAAAAAAAAGUCAUUCCGUUUGGAAUCUGGCGGAAAUGCUGAUGGAUCCUGGGAAAGGGAACUGCAAAGAAUUAAGGAGACGCUGCACAACCAGGCACAGACGCUAGAUCUGCCAGAAAUGAAGCUGGCGUCGGAAUACUAUACAUCUGAGGAGAUGGUCUCCUUCAAGAAGACUAAGCGACGGGUGAAAAAGAUUCGCAAAAAGGAAAAAUCAGGCCGCACAGAUUUAUUGAGGAUAAAACCUGACAUCAGAGAGAGCGACUUUGGCUCCAGGUCUCGAGGUCGUGGACGGCGGCGCGUGGUGGAUUCUGAUGAGGAGCAGAGUGUGGAGUUACCGCAAGUGAUUGUACAGUCUGAUGAUGUCCGAGUGGAGAGCAUGGACAUCAGUGAUAAAGAGGACAAUGACGACUCGGCCAUUGUAGAAGAAGACGAGCUAGAGACUGAGUUGCAGAAACAACUGGAGAAAAGCAGACGACUAAAACUGAUUCAGCAACAGAAGGACAGCAGCGAGAAGGUUGUCUCCAUGAUUAAGACCUUAGACUCUCAGAAAAGUCAGGAUGACGACGAUGAUGAUAAGAAAGGGUCCAUUGUCUUUAAUGCAACCUCUGAAUUCUGUAGGACACUUGGGGAAAUCCCAACCUACGGUCUGGCCGGAAACCGAGAGGAUCAGGAGGACAUGAUGGACUUUGAAAAGGAAGAUGAGGAGUCUGAGAAGGGAGAUGAAGAGUCUGACGGGGAGGAGAAACUCGGCUGGAGUAUGGUGAACCUUGAUGAGGAGAAGAACCAUCAGGACUACACAGCAUCCUCCACCACCAUCCUGGAUGAAGAACCCAUUGUCAACCGAGGUUUGGCUGCUGCUUUGCACCUGUGUCAGAACAAAGGCCUGCUGUCAACAACUGUACAGAAGGUGGCUCGUGUCAAAGCUCCCAAUAAGGAGCUCCCGUCUGCCAUCUACUGCAUAGAAGACAAGAUGGCUAUAGAUGACAAGUACAGCAGGCGGGAGGAGUACCGAGGGUUUACACAGGACUUUAAGGAGAAAGAUGGCUACAAACCGGAUGUAAAGAUUGAGUAUGUGGAUGAGACUGGGCGCAAACUCUGCCCCAAGGAGGCCUUCCGGCAGCUUUCUCACCGGUUUCACGGGAAGGGCUCUGGUAAAAUGAAAACGGAGAGACGCAUGAAGAAGCUGGAUGAGGAGGCGCUGCUGAAGAAGAUGAGCUCCAGUGACACCCCGCUGGGUACUGUGGCCCUGCUGCAAGAGAAGCAGAAAGCACAAAAGACUCCGUAUAUCGUGCUGAGCGGCAGCGGGAAGAGUAUGACAGCGAACACGCUCAUCAAGUAGCGGAAGUAGAUCAGGACCCAUGGAACAAAUGGACUCUACACAAUCAAAUUUUAAUUUUCUUUCAACUCCUUGUAUAACCCGGUCUUCUCCUGCUGGUUUUGCCACUGUAUCCUCUGCUGCACGGUCAGUUUUCCGUAGGGUGAUCCCUCUGGCUUCCCAGAAGAAUGUCUGAAGGACAUUAGUACUGACCAAUCCAGGAGCUUAUCGGGUCAGAUCCAUGGACUGGAUUUUAUAAAAGGACAGAUUGGGGCAAUUGGAAUAUUCUGGAUUCCAGAUCCGCUCCAAUGUGUAUUUUUUGUCUCCACGUUACUAAAACGGGACACGUGUAAAAAUUUUGUAAUAAAAUGAUGUUGCAAAAUAAAGUAGUUGGGAGGAUGAGAA
Messenger RNA from Bombina bombina (fire-bellied toad), 2745 nucleotides. It is a transcript of the gene SART1, whose product is annotated as spliceosome associated factor 1, recruiter of U4/U6.U5 tri-snRNP. The coding region runs from base 64 to 2364 and encodes 766 amino acids. The record is from RefSeq and is a predicted model, not a curated record. Gene Ontology annotation, biological process: maturation of 5S rRNA; mRNA cis splicing, via spliceosome. The transcript is spliced from 21 exons. Lineage: Eukaryota; Metazoa; Chordata; Amphibia; Anura; Bombinatoridae. Gene Ontology annotation, cellular component: U4/U6 x U5 tri-snRNP complex.